GCUGUAUCGCGUUCAGACAGAUUGUUGUUCAACUGGAGCUCGAUGAGAAAUUACAGCUUGUUUUUAACCAACUGUCGCAGACGAUUUUUCGCUGGACCAAAGCUCCUUUUUUAAAAUUUAAAAUGUAAUUGCAUUCGCCCGACUAAUUAUUAUUUGAGGAGGAAGGUGACGGUGCUUGUGGCUCCAUUCAUCUCAUUCCGCCGGGUAUCUUUCUACAAGACGUGAGCCACUGUCGAUCACUCAAGGUCAACCGUGGUGCUUCCUAGAGGGACCAUACUGUGGAUGACUCAAGUGACUGUGCAGCGUGGCUGUGGCUCUAGCCGCCGGGCCGAUGUUAGGAGGAGAGGGGGGCGACACAGCGGAGUAGGGUCGUUCAGGAGAUGCCGCUUCUUGAACACUGUGUUGUAGUUGAGGGGAAAGAAGAGUAUACCUACCUCUCUGACUCGACACUUGGACAAGGGAAUCAACCCUUCUGCUCAACCAGCAGUGGCACAUAUAUGGAUGGUGGGGUCGCAGUAUGCCCACCCCCUCAUCUACUACAACAAAACAGAUUGGAGGUUGCAUCGGUGCAGGAGAGGGGCCCAUGUUUGCCAGCUCUAACUCUUCUCUUAGCUCCUCUUUCCGUUUUCUCCCAGCUUUCUUUCUGGGUGUGGUGGCAGCAGUAGUGUUCCAGCUGUCAUGGGGAGGCCUGUCCCUUACAUCUUUCUUCUUGAAGCUCUUCAUCUAUGUGUCAUUCGCCCUACUGUGUUUCCUGGCUGGGAGCUUUGUUCUGCUUGUGAGGAAAAGUCCUCUGAAAGUCAGCUGCUUUGACAGACACAAUAGGCAUUCAGUCCAACAGCUGGAAUUCUUCAACAAGCUCAUGACUCGAUUUUUGGCCUCAGUACAAGAAUCGAGCCAGAGUCGGAGGGUGGUGGUGUCACACAAUUUGGACAAAGCCCUAAAAGAAGUGUUGGACUAUGCCUACAGAGACUACAUUCUGUCCUGGUACAUUCCUUUGAGUCGCGAUGAGGGCCAAUUGUACUCCAUGCUGUCAGAGGACUGGUGGCAGAUGAUUGGGCAGUUGAGAUGUCGACUUGCUGAUAUAGAUCUUGUUAACGUGGUGUGUUAUGACACCAUCCGAAUUUUACAUGCACACUUCACUGGCCUCAAAGCUGCAUCUGCAAGACUGGAUGAGGGAGCUCGGCCGUUUCCUCUCCAUCCAUGUUUGGUUAGUCCAGAGUCAGAGCUGGCCUUCCUCCGCUGUGUUGCCAGAAUACUGCUGCUAUGUCUGCUGCCGCAAAAGGAUGCAAAGUCUCACACGCUACGUUCCUGCCUCACAGAAGUCAUCACUACUAAAGUGUUGAAGCCUUUGGUGGAAGUUCUUAGCGACCCUGACUCCAUAAACAGAAUGCUGCUGUCUCAAAUGGAGCAGCGGGAGCAGCAGGCUGAGCAGCAGAAGAAAGCUUACACCUACGCUGCCUCUUAUGAGGACUUCAUCAAACUGAUAUCAACUUCCACAGAUGUCAUUUUCCUCAAACAACUCAGGUAUCAGAUAGUGGUAGAAAUUAUUCAUGCCACUACCAUAAGCAGCCUGCCUCAGCUCAAAAAACAGAAAGAGCGUAAAGGCAAAGAAUCAGCAGCCAUGAAGGCAGACCUGCUAAGGGCCAGGGAUAUGAAACGAUAUAUCAAUCAGCUGACUGUUGCUAAGAAACAAUGUGAGAAACGUAUCCGUCUGCUUGGUGGACCAAACUAUGAGAGUAAUGAAGAUGGAGGAACUGAUGACACGGAUGAGCCUCUAAGUCAGAGGAUUCUCUUGUUUGAUGACAUCAUAUGCAAUCCAGGUUACAGGGAACAUUUCAGAGAUUACAUGGAGAGAGUUGAUAAGAGAGCUCUGAUAAGCUUCUGGGAAUUGGUGGAAACACUGAAAACUGCCAACAAGAAUGAGGUGCCCCAAAUUGUUGGGGAAAUCUACCAGAAGUUCUUUGUCGAAAGCAGAGAGAUUCCAGUGGAGAGGUUUUUGUUGAAAGAGAUCCAACAAAGUUUAGUGGGAAACAGAGGAACUCAAGUCUUCGUGAGAUUACAGGAACAGGUGGCUGAGACUAUGAGGGAGCGUUACUACCCUUCCUUCCUGGUUUCGGAUCUCUAUGAAAGGCUUAUCAGACGAGAAGAGCAGCACAGCCAAUCACAUUGUAGUCCUGAGGAGAAGGAAGAAGGGUGUCGGGGUCUAGAUGCUGGAGAUGAGGUGUGUGACGAGGGCAGUAAAGGAAUCAAUGAACAGGCUAGCUACGCUGCAACUAAACUUCGCCAGCUGUAUGACAAAUUGGAGUACAAGAGACAAGCCCUGGGAUCGAUUCAGAAUGCACCCAAACCAGAUAAAAGGAUUGUGAGCAAACUAAAAGAAGAAAUAGGAGCCAUGGAGAGAGAGCACAGUGAACUUCAGCAACAUAUCAUUAGGACUGACUGGUGGUGUGAAAACCUGGGUCACUGGAGGGCUACCAUUACUACUGCUGAAGCUACAGAGGAAGGCGGGGAGACUGUAGCUUGUUACAGUGUGUGUGUCAACCUGUUGGAAGGUGAGGAGACCAUUAACAGUCGCUGGAGCGUCCAAAGAAAACUAACUGAAUUCCAUAUGUUGCACCGCAAACUGACUGAGUGUUUUCCAUCAUUGAAGAAAUUCCAGUUACCAUCCCUCAGCAAACUGCCUUUCAAAUCCAUUGACCAAAGGUUCUUGGACAAGAGUAAAACCCAGCUUAAUACCUUUCUACAGCGUCUGCUGACAGAUGAGCGAUUGUGUCAGUCAGAGGCUCUCUACGCGUUCCUCAGCCCGUCUCCAGAACACCUAAAGGUGAUGUCCAUUCAGAAGAAGUCUUCUUUCUCUCUGGCCUCCUUCUUGGAGAAACUUCCUGGGGAUUUCUUUUCUCAUACUGAGGAGGAGGCAGACGACGACAGCGACUUGUCAGAUUACGGUGAUGAGACAGACGGGAGGAGAGACGCCCUAGCUGAACCUUGCUUUAUGCUCAUUGGCGAGAUAUUUGAACUCCGAGGAAUGUUUAAAUGGGUGAGGAAAACUCUUAUUGCACUAGUCCAGGUGACAUUUGGACGAACUAUCAACAAACAGAUCAGGGACACUGUGAACUGGAUCUUCUCUGAACAAAUGUUGGUCUGUUACAUCAAUGUCUUCAAGGACACUUUCUGGCCCAACGGAAUUCUGGCACCACAUGUCAAUGUCCGAACUGAUGCUGAACGCACUGAAACCAAGGAACGAGCUCAACAAAAACUACUUGACAAUAUUCCAGAUGCAUUAGCAAACCUAGUGGGCCAACAGAAUGCCCGUUAUGGCGUCAUUAAGGUUUUCAAUGCCCUGCAGGAAGCUAGUGCCAACAAACAUCUUCUCUAUGUUCUGAUGGAAAUGUUACUUAAGGAAGUGUGUCCUGAACUCAGAGUAGAAGUUGACAGCAUAUGAACUUGUUGCAGAAAGUACUGCCAAUGAUGGGGAUGAAAGGAUACCCAGAGUUGGAAAAAAAACAAACAGUUUGGAUAUUGUUUCGGUGACAGCUUUCAAGCAUUCACAGUUUAUUCAUCUGUUUGUUUUCUCGUCUAUCAUAAUGGCAACUUUAAGAUGCUUUCUACUGUUGCCUGGGAGGAGGAUGUUGUGAUCCUUUGGCAACAUGAAUGAGGUCAAUGUUAGAGUCCACUUCUUGUAUUUUACAGGUCUUUGCACAGGUGGUAGCAUCUCCAGAGCACACAAUAAGCCUUGAAGAUUAGUUGAGUGUGAUGGGAACAAGAUCAAAAGUGUUAUUUCAUUGCUAGUGAGAGUGACAAAACUGGCAUAAUAAUGAAGAAGUUUGUGUUUUUCUACAAUAUGCUUUUUGAGUGGUUGUAUAAAAAAAUGGUACACUGAGGGAAAAUGUGCUAUGUUGGCACAGACUUAGCCUUUCUGAAGUUAACCAAUCAUUACCUACCAAGAUAUACUGACACAAAGCAGUUGUGUUGGGCAUUAGGCUCAUUCGACUUGUAAAAUUUGGCUGUGAAAUGAGAAAGUCUUGGACUGGCAAGCGAUAGAAAGGCACUGAUGUUUAUUCUGCUACAAAUUGGAACUCCACAGAUUUAGAUUUUCACCCAAAUGAGACUAACUACACAGUUCACAUUUGUUCCAAAAGGCUGACAGUCCCUCAAGAACACUGUGUGAAUUCACAUUUUGACACUGUGAGACCCACUUCUCCUUUAUUAGCAGCAAACACAAGGUCUCUUUUUAAAACCAGCUAAGAUCUUUUCUUGACGAAUCACUCUGAUCUAAAGAUGAGACAGAAGAAACAAGUUGUGAAAGUAAAAGACUUGUUUGUUGAGUCAUGUUCAAAUUGAUAUGUAGACCUUGAUUAAAUGCAGCAAAGACAUGAGGUUCAGGUUGCUUGUUGCCAUUCUAAGGUGACAAAUGUAUGAAUUCAACCUUUGAACAUACCUGCUACACAAAAUCUGAGCAACACUUGUGUUCUGUGAUUCUUGUUAAGGCUUAUAAUUGUGCAAUAUGCUAUGUAAAAGUCAUUGUGAUUAUUUUAUUUAUAAUUAUUGAUAGAUUUUAUUUUUACCCAAAAUUGUUUAGAGAACAUUUAUAUAAGCAA
Molecule: messenger RNA, 4598 nt
Organism: Phycodurus eques (leafy seadragon)
Lineage: Eukaryota; Metazoa; Chordata; Actinopteri; Syngnathiformes; Syngnathidae
Gene: snx25
Product: sorting nexin 25
Exons: 22
Coding region: 518-3442 (974 amino acids)
Cellular component (GO): intracellular membrane-bounded organelle; early endosome membrane
Molecular function (GO): phosphatidylinositol binding
Source: RefSeq, a predicted model, not a curated record